Molecule: messenger RNA, 547 nt
Organism: Spodoptera frugiperda (fall armyworm)
Lineage: Eukaryota; Metazoa; Arthropoda; Insecta; Lepidoptera; Noctuidae
Exons: 3
Coding region: 78-521 (147 amino acids)
Source: RefSeq, a predicted model, not a curated record
AACGAAAUCAACAACGUAACAUAAAAAUACUGAACUAUAAGUAGUACGUAAUAAAUAGUAGGUACUAAGGCAAUGUUAUGCUUAAAAUGUUUAUAAAUAAAAUGUUAUUUUUUAGUGCAAUAAUAGUUGCUACAAUAAUAUGUCAUGUGUCAUGUAAUACAGAAGAAAGGAGUAAAGAAGCUUUAGCAAUAACGUUAGAUACUACUAUUGCUUUCUAUGCUAUGUUUGCGGGUUGUAUAAGCUCAUCCAUGCCGUCUAUGAAAUUUGCGAGAGACGAUCUUAAAAGUUUCGUAAAUUAUCCGUCAAAAACUACUGUGGGAUUUGCACCAAAAUUCACUAGCAAUCGAAAAUUUUUUGCAAACAUGAUAAGUACGCCGGAAUUCAGAAAUACGCUAGCAAAGGAUGAAGAAGAACUUAGGCAGGAUUUGAUAAGGAAAAUGAAGUUUUGUGACAGUGUUGUCAUGGAUCAAGAUUUGUUGCAAGCCCUGUACGAUCGGGAAGUAGACCAGUCCAAAAUGUAAAAAAAAAUAUAUUCUAUGUAUUUCGA